This is a messenger RNA of Trypanosoma brucei brucei TREU927, 1095 nucleotides long. RefSeq lists its product as hypothetical. Bases 1 to 1095 code for a protein of 364 amino acids. The record is from RefSeq and is a predicted model, not a curated record. Lineage: Eukaryota; Euglenozoa; Kinetoplastea; Trypanosomatida; Trypanosomatidae. The transcript has a single exon.
AUGCAUGUAUGCAUAUGCAAAUAUGUUUUACCCCUGAUACCGUACACAUUCUCCCCAUUUACACUCUUAUAUUACUAUUAUUAUUACUAUUGUUAUUAUUAUUAUUAUUAUCGUUUUUCCUCCAUUCCAUUUCACUCUACCCCCCCCCCUCGACACACACACACACAUACACAAAGCCCCAAAAACCCGUGCACCAACCCAAUAGUUCCUCAUUCUGGUCGCGGGUGUUACAAACGUCAGGCGGAAGUUAUCCCUCUCCCACCGAGCCAACGGCAGUGUUACCACGACAUUGAAAUCUCACAACAAGUAGGGAGCAGUACAUUUUUGUGGGUUUUAGGGAGUGAAGGACAUCGGAAAGGUUCGGAGAUUAGGGAGGGUGAGGAAGAAGAUAGUAAAAAGAUGGAGCUUACGCAAGCAAUAAACCUUGCUUUCGCUGCUUUUCUAUUUGCGUGCGUUGCCGUCGUAAUGACUGAGUACAUGAUGGUGAAACAGCGCCGUCGUCGAGCUCAGCUGGCGAGAGCGCAUCGACAGGGUCGGCGGGAGGCAACUGGGCAGAGCAGCCAGGAGCGUGCGCGCAGCCGUUUGACACGUCAAGCCAUUGAAAUAUUAUUGGCCAACAAUUACGUGCAUGAAGGCAUUCCACUGGCUUCUAUGGUAGGUGUGACGGAGGUAUUGGCGGAUAGGGAAAUGCGUAGCAAUACUUAUCAAGGCAGGCCACCCCUCAUCACGAUGGCAGAUGGGAGGCGCGCUACGAUAUCUCGUGUGGCGGAGUUAGUGAGGGAAAACGGCCCAACGCCUGAUGCGCUUCCCGGCCCUUCAGUUGUGGAGCUCCUCGAAAGUUUAAGUCAACAGCAGCGGCGGGCGGGGGGAGCAGAACCCUUCGGUGAUUCUGGGCUUUCGGUAGCGGAACUGACGAUAGAAGAGUUUGCCAAGCUAGAAGACAAGAAAAAGAAACGCAACAGGGCAGAGGAAAGUAGUGUGGAAGAAGUAUACGGAAAGGGAUCAGAGUAUACGCACAACCCUGCUAACGUACGUACAGAAAAUGCUUUUAAUCAUCUAUGUAAAAGGGGCGAUGUUCCCUCCACCACAUAUUAG